AUGCCUGAUCCCGCCAAGUCUGCACCAGCGCCUAAGAAAGGCUCCAAGAAAGCCGUGACCAAGACUCAGAAGAAGGACGGCAAGAAGCGGAGGAAGACCAGGAAGGAAAGCUAUGCCAUCUACGUGUACAAGGUGCUCAAGCAGGUCCACCCUGACACCGGCAUCUCCUCCAAGGCCAUGGGCAUCAUGAACUCCUUUGUCAACGAUAUCUUCGAGCGCAUCGCAGGGGAAGCCUCCCGCCUGGCUCACUACAACAAGCGCUCCACCAUCACCUCCCGGGAGAUCCAAAACCAGAGGAAUGUAGUCACGUGUACAGGGAAGAGGACGAGACAAAGGGAGAAAAGACCAGAAGAGCGGGAAUUCCAAGUUAACUGCGUUGAUCAUCCAAUGAGCGAACAUUCGUGUCUAUAA
This is a messenger RNA of Hyla sarda, 411 nucleotides long. RefSeq names its product histone H2B 1.1-like. Lineage: Eukaryota; Metazoa; Chordata; Amphibia; Anura; Hylidae. Gene Ontology annotation, cellular component: nucleosome. The transcript is spliced from 2 exons. Gene Ontology annotation, molecular function: structural constituent of chromatin; DNA binding; protein heterodimerization activity. The record is from RefSeq and is a predicted model, not a curated record. Bases 1 to 411 code for a protein of 136 amino acids.